Molecule: messenger RNA, 588 nt
Organism: Penicillium riverlandense
Lineage: Eukaryota; Fungi; Ascomycota; Eurotiomycetes; Eurotiales; Aspergillaceae
Product: putative C2H2 finger domain protein
Exons: 3
Coding region: 1-588 (195 amino acids)
Source: RefSeq, a predicted model, not a curated record
AUGCCCCCAAGAGGCUUCACGAAUCCUGCCCCUAAGACCGAGUCCGCGCGCUCGGCACUCAGCUCCUUCACCUGCACCCUCUGCAACAAAUCCUACUCGCGCCACCCAGAAUAUGAAGCACAUAUUUCCUCCUACGACCACCAGCACCGCAAGCGCCUGCAGGACCUGAAGCAGCUCUCGCGCGACCCCAACGCCGCCGAGAAGGCUCGUCGAGCGGAGCGCAAAGCCGACGCCGACGCCGGGCUGCGAGUCAUUGAUAAACCCGGGGAUACUGCGGCGUCAAACGAUGGGAAAACCGCUGGUGGUGGCAGAGGAGGUGGUGGCUUCAAGAAGGGGGGCUUCAAGAGCUCGUUCGCAACCGUCAAGGGCACCGUGGCACCUGCAUCUGUCACGAGGAAGAACGUACUCGGUGAUGACGGAGAUGAGGACGACUCAACGAAACUCGCAAAGGAUCAAUUGGCCUCAUCUAAACCUGCGGUGGGUUCAAAUCUCACUAGUGAUGCGGAGAGUGAUACCGACGAAGACUACUACGACCCUCGACGGCCAACGGACUGUUUCACCGGAUGUGCAAGCAUGCGGACAGCCUAA